Uranotaenia lowii is the source of this 1493-nucleotide messenger RNA. RefSeq lists its product as uncharacterized. Gene Ontology annotation, cellular component: transcription regulator complex. NCBI's taxonomy places the organism in Eukaryota, Metazoa, Arthropoda, Insecta, Diptera, Culicidae. Gene Ontology annotation, molecular function: transcription coregulator activity. The coding region runs from base 114 to 1382 and encodes 422 amino acids. Gene Ontology annotation, biological process: regulation of transcription by RNA polymerase II. The record is from RefSeq and is a predicted model, not a curated record. The transcript is spliced from 7 exons.
AUAGUCUAUUUCAAAGAGAAAGUUGUUCAAUAAACGUCAAGCUUUUUCUCGUCCGUCGCUGCAAAAUUCUUCGGAUCUAUUGAAUUAUCGGUAAAUUUGGUUUAUUUUGAACCAUGAGUGCUAAGAAAUACCUAAAAACGGUUCCUCCGCAACCUCCCGCGCAACCGGCAGCCAAAACUGAAAAAGAGGAACAACUUUGGAACGCCCUCAAACGCCACAUCAUGCGAGAAAGGGAACGGAAAAAGCAAGAAAUGGAAGCGGAAGUUGAAGAGGAGCGUCAACGCAAGGAGCGAGAGGCCCGGGAGAAACAGGAUGUCAUGACCCUGGGGGAAACCAAGGAACAAAUCCAGAUGCUAGAGAAACAACUACAGGAGCUGCGGAACGAGAAGCAGCAGCUGUUCCUCCAGCUGAAAAAGGUUCUCAACGAGGACGACAAUCGAAAGCGCCAGAUGAAGGAAUCUGUGGAAAUGUUUGCCAUCCAUAAUAUUCCCCAGCAGCAAAUUUUCCUUCCUCAACGUGCUCCGGCCUCCAUGUCACCACAUCCCCAACAUUUGAUACAUAAGGGAACUCCACCACCCGCAGUGGCCAAACGAACGCACAGUCCAUCGCCGCAGAACUACUACAAACAACCGAGCACGAGUCAAUCUUAUCCGCCACCUCCGCAGCCGCAAAAGCACGAGGAAGGCAGACGAGGCCAAGGUGAAGUGGCCCGUGCCGUUCUGUGGAACAAAUCCCAGUAUUGUCCACCAGGUACAAUGUUCUACCCGACAAGUGCGCCACCUCCACCGCAACCGAAUCCCCAGGAUAAUCGUUCAGUGCCGCAGCCUCAAAUAAUCUAUCCCAACUACCAAGGUAACAUAGCGAUGCCCAUGCGCCAAUCAUACCAUGUGGAAAUGACACCACAACCCGGACCACCACAGCCCUCGCAGAAAGCUCCGGAACUUGUGAAGCCUGGUCCCGGACCCGGUUCGGCACCGGCCAAUGUAUAUCAUAUAACCUUGGAUCAACAAGGCAUUCCGCAGCCUCCCACUAACCCUGGGCCACCUCCGCAGCUGAAGGCUAUAACGAUCGAGAAGAUUCCUCAGGAUCGAGGCGUUCCGUACCAUAUGGAACUGAAACAUGAUGAUCGCAAAGAUAUGCGACAGAGUCAACCACCACCUCAACAACCGCCACCCACUACUCAUCUACCGGAGGGUAUCGUGUAUACGUCAGCUCUUCGACCAGGAGCCAUCCCCAUACACGCGAUCGCUUCCAGCCAACAAAUGCCGAAAGGUGGCAGCAUUACUCAAGGCUAUCCGCCGACUAGACCGCCACCGAUUGCCGCUCAACCGCAGCAUCAACCACCACCAGCGCAGAUUCACUACCAGCGACAUCGGUAUUAAAUCUGUCACAAGUUGUGCUGUUUUGGGGUUACAUGUCUGCUGAAAGGAUGAUCUUAAAAAUUUCUUUUUUCUUUUGGCAAUAUUAAUAUUCCUAGCAUUUCUAUUUGGAAA